UCGCGUUCGAUUGCUCGAUCCCAUGGCAGCAGCGGCGGCGAUCGAUAUCUUCAUCCCCAUCCUCCGCUUCCUCCUCUGCUUCGUGGUCACGAUUCCCGCUAUCCUCUCGUGGCGGGUGGUCCCCGUGGCGGUCCCGCGUCACCUCUACGCUGCCUUCUCGGAGGCGGACCGUGGGCACGGCCUACGCCGCCGUGCUCCUCAUCCACCGCUACGCCGGCGUCAUCACCUUCUUCACUGGCUUCGAUUAUCUCAUCGGAUGAUUCGUGCUCCUUCCAUUAAUCGCCCAUUGCCAUCACCUCUACGUUCAAGCUGCAAUCGUUUCACAAGUUUGUACUGAUUAAUCUGCCGGGAAAGUAAGAUGGUUUGUGAGGCAGACCAUGUAAUCCGAGAGGCCAUGUCAUUCCAGAUGUAGACGAAAAACUAGUUGAGAAAGGGAAGAAACCUGGAUUCUUUCAGUUGCCGGCUACGCAGACCGACAGCGCUGUUUGGCAUGUAAGUUAUAAAUGAGCCUUUGUUGGUACUAGUAUGAAUGUUGUAAUGAGGUGUUUCAUCUGGCAAUUAUACCAGGUUUUGGAAUGCAAGUUUUAUCCUUGAUCUCUAGGUAAGGUUGCAAGCAAGUAUUAUCCUAAUAAGGAUUUUUAGUGUUUCUCCAUGGUUUACAAGGUGCAUUUUUGGGGCCAACUUCUAAUAAUUUUAAGAUAUUUGUCUAUGAUAUCUUGAACUUUACUUCAAUAUUGCAACAUAACCUAUAAAUCCAUCAAAGCCCAGGUAGGCAGUUAUUGUGGUAUCUUUCUGCAUAUAGAUCCAUGAGUUUUUGUUUUUAGUUCAUUAAAGAGCUAAUUUUUUAUGUCAGUAUAAAAAGUACAUAGGACUGCAGAUGAUCUAAUUAAGCUUUUCGUUUUCUUUUUCUGGGAGAAACUUAAAAAUUAACUUUAUCAAUCUAAUCUGGAGGACUACUGUGGCAGAAAAGGUUUAUGGCUUAUGCACAUAAUUCCUCUCAGUACUAAUAAUUUCUCUUUAUGCCUGCACCCUGGCUAUAUUAUAUUCUUUGCUCAAUCAGCAUU
Molecule: messenger RNA, 1064 nt
Organism: Musa acuminata subsp. malaccensis (wild Malaysian banana)
Lineage: Eukaryota; Viridiplantae; Streptophyta; Magnoliopsida; Zingiberales; Musaceae
Source: RefSeq, a predicted model, not a curated record